AUGAACAGGUCAUCUGCCAAUGUGACGGUGGUUUUACAAUAUCGAGACUCCUUGUCUAAAGCUGUGAUCAAGAAUGUGAUUGUUGUGGUUCUCGGGAUCUUCAUCAACUACAUCAAUGCAAGCCUCAUUCACACCUUCUGCAAACACCAGAUCUUCUACAUGAAUCCACGCUACAUCCUUUUUAUUCACCUGGUGGUCAACGACAUGCUCCAAGUGACGCUGACCGUCAUCCUGUUUGUCAUCAGUUACACCAUCUACACAAUUAAUGUCUCCCUGUGUUGCAUCUUCAUCCUGUUUGCUCUUUUCACCACUGAAAACACCCCGCUGAACCUGGCUUGCAUGGCGGUGGAGUGCUACAUUGCCAUCUGCAUCCCCCUUCGCCACGUGCAAAUCUGUACUGUCAGGAGAACUUUAAUGCUGAUUGGUUUAAUCUGGAAAACAAGCAUGUUGUCUGUUCUUUCUGAUCUGUUCAUCACUUUGGCCACAGAGCCACUGGACUUCUUUCAUUCCAAAGUAUUCUGCAUCAGACAAACUGUCUUUCCAAAUCCCAUCAUCAUCAAAAAAAGAGAUAUCACAUAUUCUGUGUUUCUAGUUCUAGUUUGGAUCACUAUCUUUUACACUUACUUCAGAAUUCUGUUCACUGCAAAAACAGCGAGCAAACAUGCUAAAAAAGCCAGAAAUACAAUCCUCCUCCACGGGUUUCAGGUGCUCUUGUGUAUGACAACAUAUGCAGCCCCCCAGCUUUUAACUGUUCUGCAGCAAUGGUUUCCUAAGAAUUACACAGACUCUCUGUUUGCUUGCUAUGUUAUUGUACAGAUCCUGCCACGAUCCAUUAGUCCAAUCAUCUAUGGGGUACGAGACAAUACUUUCAGGAAGUACUUGAAAAAGUAUCUUUGUAUAGUCAGCACACUGUAA
Molecule: messenger RNA, 915 nt
Organism: Perca flavescens (yellow perch)
Lineage: Eukaryota; Metazoa; Chordata; Actinopteri; Perciformes; Percidae
Product: odorant receptor 131-2-like
Exons: 2
Coding region: 1-915 (304 amino acids)
Biological process (GO): G protein-coupled receptor signaling pathway; detection of chemical stimulus involved in sensory perception of smell
Cellular component (GO): membrane
Molecular function (GO): odorant binding; olfactory receptor activity; G protein-coupled receptor activity
Source: RefSeq, a predicted model, not a curated record